Cervus elaphus (red deer) is the source of this 2941-nucleotide messenger RNA. RefSeq names its product collagen alpha-1(III) chain-like. Lineage: Eukaryota; Metazoa; Chordata; Mammalia; Artiodactyla; Cervidae. The record is from RefSeq and is a predicted model, not a curated record. Gene Ontology annotation, cellular component: mitochondrion; nucleus.
AUGGCACUCACCCCCAGCCCCGGGCCGCAGCAACCGGGGGGCGCAUUUCCAGCCAAGGCCAUGGGUGCCACUGAACUAACCUCCGUGUGCAGGACGCUCGGCAGUCGGGGUCAGGGGAAGGCAGGUGCCCCGCCGCGUGGGUGCAGGCGGGGCUGGGGUGCGGAGAUUCACAGAGUCGUCUUCCAGGAACGGCAGCCAGCUACGGUAAGUCGACCCCGGCCCAGGCGCGCAGGACCUGUUGGGCUUCCUCACGGUCUCCAUGCCGUGUGCCCAGGGGACUGGGAGCCGCUGGGCUGGAGCCGUGGGGCCUCCACCCCCCGUGACGAUGCAGGAGAACUAACCACCUCCUUGGGAAUCAGGCACCCCAGGAACAGCAAGAUUUGCAGCGACAAGACGCCCAUCGACGUACAAGCCCUGAAAAAGAAGGUCAGCCGGGUGACGUGCAACCCGGCGGCCCGCGCCAUCCUCAGCAGCCUGCUGCUCUACCUGACCUACCGCGAGGACGCGCCCCCGGGGCCUCCUGCCGCCCGGAGGGCGAGCCGGGCCCCGGAGCCCCAGGAUGCCCAGCGGCGGCCCACGCGCUUCCAGCUGCUCCAGGCCAGGUUCAUGGGCAGCGGCCGCGAGCCCCGCCUCAAGAAGACCCGAGAGGUGGGGCGGCUGAUCUUCAAGGACAAGCAGGGCCCUGGCCGGAGCCUGGUGGCGGCCACCAUCCACAAGCUACUGGAGAAGGCCGGGGAGGCGGCCGGCCGCCCGGCCCCCGGCAGGGAGCUGCCGGGCCGCGAGAAGCCGCGGGCCCUCCCGGCUGGGAGGAGCUCUGUGAAGAGCAUCCUGAAGGUGUUCCUGGCCGCGGAGGAGAAGCAGGCCGCAGAGCAGCCUCCCGCGGAGCCGCCCGCAGCCUCCGGGGGGCUCGCCGCGAAGGCGAGAGUGGGCGGCGGGCGCAGCGCGGCUCUGGCCAGGCUGCGGGAGAAGUUCGCGCAGAGCGGCGGCUUGUGCGCGGAGGCCGGCCUCCUGCCGCGGCGCGCGGAGGAGCGCGCGAAGAAGCGCCCGCCGCGGAGGACGCUGCACCGGCCGGAGCCGCGCGUGCUGCGCAUGGCCACCCUGGCCAGCAGCUGCCUCCGCGCGCCGCCCACCCGCCUCCUGGCCUGCUCCACCGAGCCCACGCUGCCCUUCAGCGUCGCCACCGUGGUCUGCGGACCCCGGAGCUGGCUGUCCCACGGCACCCGAGUCACCCACACGGGCGUGGGCCGUGCGCCCCAAGGGGAGACGGGCACCUCCCCCGGCGGGGCAGAGACCCCCGGCGGGAGCAGAGAGCCGGCGUGGCGGCCCCCGCAGCCCUCCACGCCCUGGCUUGCAGCUUCCAGGGACGGCCUGGAGACAGAGCUCCCAGGUGUGGGGCCCGAGUGUGUCCCCCAGACAGCCCCCGCUGCAGCCUCCCCUGGGUGCCAAGCCCGUCCUGGCGGCAAGCCUGCGAGCUCUGCGCUGGGCCCAGCCAGCCCAGGUCUUCCCUGGGCUGCUCAGGGGGCCAGGGAAGCAAGUCUGGGACCGCAGCCAGGACUCUCCGGAGGCAGCGCGGGGGUGGGUCCCGAGCUCACCCUGACCGUCUGCAGCUCAGAGGAUGAGAUGGACACAACAAGUGUGGACUGGGUGCCGGAACCCCUCUUCGCCGUCCAAGAGAGUUUCCCAGAAGAAAAGGCGCCGGGACACAUCCCCCAACUGGCCGCGGUCACUGCACCCUCCGCCCAGGCCGUGCGGCGCACACAGCCGGCCAUGGAGCCCCCACAGGUCACCGUCAGACUCCCGGUGGUCCACACGAUGCCGCCCCCUCCCGCCACCCCGCAAAGGGCAUUGGGAGACCAAGGCUGGGGUCCUCUGGGUGGGGUCGGUGUGACUGGAAACCCAGGCACCCCACAUCCCCCCAUGGCUGACAGUGGGAGCUGGGGUGCACCGAUGCUGGAACUGAGCCUGGCCGCCCGGCAGCCAGAGGGCUCAGGGGCGGAGCCGAGGCACACGGCCCCACGGGGUACUGCUGCCCGCCGUCCAGACGUCCCUGCGGCUGUCCCGACAGAGCCACAGAACAGCUCCCUGGGAGGAAAGGACCCCAGACCUGGGCCUGGCGCCUCACACUGGCUCCUGAAGCCCAAGGACGUGCGUGGGGAGGACGUGCGUGGGGAGGACGUGUCCCCCGUGAGUUCUGAGCCGCCUUGGCCGUCAGAACCGCAGGAGCGGCCGGGCGGUGACACCAGUGCCUGGGAGAACCGUCAGAGUGGCCGCGCGGGCCGUGCACCUGGUGGUCAGCAUGUGCCGGCGCCCGCGGCUCCUGGCAGCAGCAGCGGGAUGGGUGUCCCCAAGUGGCCAGUGGCACCGGCUGGGGCUGGGACGAGCCCUGUGGACAGGAGACCCCCGAGUGAGCAGGAAGGACGUGGGGGGCCCCCGCCACCCCUGGAGUCAGCUGGGCGCGUGCUGACAGCUGCAGGGAGCGCCAGCUGUGAUUUUGGUGAGAACAGAGCCUCCUCCGCAAAUGAACAGACGCCGCCCAGUGUCAGAGCCCCCAGGCGGGAGCCCGUGCGUGGGGCCUCCCCGAGUCCCCCAGCCCCGAGCCCCAGAAACGGGGCAGCUGGGCAGCGGGAGGGUGGGGGGGGCUGGGGGGCCCGCAGGCCCGGGUCUCGUGGGCGUCGUGGCCGAGGAGGCUGCUCGCCAGCCCAGCAGCCACAGCUCGGCCUUGGGGUCCCCGCCUGGCCCCCCUCAGGAGGCCCCCGGCACUCCGACCCUGGCCAUCCAGCCCCGCCCGAAGGCUCCGAGUGAACUGGCUGCAGGUGACGUGGCCACAGGCGGAGUGAAGGUGGCAGCAGGAGGCAGAGUCGCAGGCACCGCGCGGCAGAGCCCUUGGGGGGACAGCCCUGAGCCCCCAGCUCCAGUCCCGGGCCUGCCGGCACCACGGGGC